Messenger RNA from Cokeromyces recurvatus, 2820 nucleotides. Its product is annotated as muts domain V-domain-containing protein. Gene Ontology annotation, biological process: mitotic recombination; mismatch repair. Lineage: Eukaryota; Fungi; Mucoromycota; Mucoromycetes; Mucorales; Mucoraceae. The record is from RefSeq and is a predicted model, not a curated record. Gene Ontology annotation, molecular function: mismatched DNA binding; ATP-dependent DNA damage sensor activity; ATP binding. Bases 1 to 2820 code for a protein of 939 amino acids. The transcript is spliced from 13 exons. Gene Ontology annotation, cellular component: MutSalpha complex; nucleus.
AUGAGCCUUACUGAAACCACUGAAGAAUUGCCUGAUGUUGGAAAACCUGAACAACAAACAUUUGUUAAUUUCUUUAGAUCGUUAGAUCCUACAGAUGAAGGCACAAUUCGAUUAUUUGAACGUGAAGCGAAUGAAUCACCUUAUUAUACUUUUCAUGGUGAUGAUGCAAAAUAUAUAGCCGAGAAUGUAUAUAAAACAACUUCUGUUAUUCUAUAUUGGUCUGGUGAUAGCUCAACAGGUCUACCAACAACAAAAUUAACCAAUAAAGCAGCAAAAGCGUUUUUAAGAGAUGCUUUACUUAACAAGCAACUAAAGAUUGAAAUCUGGAAACAGAAUAGAUUAGAGUGGCGAUUGAUUCAUAAGGCCUCACCAGGUAAUUUGCAAUCAGUUGAAGACUUUUUAUUCUCAAGUGCGCAAUUGACUUCUGCACCUGUUGUGAUUGCUGUUAAAUAUAGUAUCUCUGGUGAAAACAAGACAGUGGGUGUUGCCUAUGCAGACACGACUACGAAUCAAUUAGGCGUAAGUCAAUUUAUUGAUAAUGAUCUUUAUUCUAAUUUAGAGUCUUUAAUUAUUCAAUUGGGUGUAAAAGAAUGCUUGCUAUUAUCUACUGGAAAAGAAACAAAAGAUUAUGAAGCAAUAAAGAUCAAAAGUCUUCUUGAUCGCUGCAAUGUUGUUACAACUGAAAGAAAAAAAAGUGAUUUUGACCCCAAAAACAUUAACCAAGAUUUAAAUCGAUUAUUGGGUGAUGAAGUCUCAGUUAAAGCACUACCUGAAUUUGAGUUGAAAGAUGCCAUGUCCUCUUGUGCUUGUGUUCUUAAAUAUUUGCAAUUGUUGGAAAAUGAAAAUAACUUUGGAAAAUAUACGUUAAGACAUCAUGAUCUAUCACAAUACAUGAGGUUAGAUGGGCCUGCUUUACAAGCCCUCAAUCUUUUACCAACAGCCCAAGAUGGACCUAAUAAAUCAACUAGUCUUUAUGGUUUAUUGAAUAAAUGUAACACAGCUCAAGGAAGUCGAUUAUUUGCUCAAUGGCUAAAGCAGCCUCUUUUAAAUAUAAACGAAAUAACUAAAAGACAAGAUAUCGUUCAAGUAUUUUUUGAUGAUACAGAGUUACGACAAUCUCUUCAAGAAGAUCAUUUAAAACAUGUACCUGAUUUACAUCGACUAUCUAAAAGAUUACAAAACAGAACUAGUAAUUUACAAGACGUUAUUCGUAUCUAUCAAAUGGUGAUUCGUUUACCGGCUCUUUUACAGUGCUUGGAAGCUAGACCAUGUCCUGAUCCUAAAAUGGCUACCUUAAUUGAAGAAACAUAUACAUCAAAGAUUAAAGAAUAUGCAAGUCAUUUACAAAAAUUGGAAGAAUUAGUAGUAACAUCCAUUGAUUUAGAGGCAUUAGAAAAUCAUGAAUAUAUUAUCAAGGCAGAAUUCAAUGAAGAUCUACUUGCAUUACAAGCUGAAAUGCAAUCGAUCAGUAAUCAAAUGAAUAACGAAUAUGUAAGAGUAUGUGACAAGCUAAAUUUAGAAAUGGAUAAAAAAUUGAGAUUAGAGAAACACAGUUUAUACGGUCAUUGUUUCCGUAUUAUUGGUCGUAGUGAAUCAUCUAGAUUACGUAAUAAAGCUGAAUAUAUAGAAUUGGCAACUCAAAAGGCAGGCACAUUUUUCACAACAGCUAAGCUUAAAGGUUUAAGUGAUAGACAUAAAGAUUUAUCAUUUCAAUAUGAUGAUAAGCAAAGACAAUUUGUUAAAGAAAUUAUAGAUAUUGUUGCAACAUAUUGUCCUGUAUUGGAAUCUCUUAGUGCAGUCCUUGCUCAUAUGGAUGUAUUGAUUAGUUUUGCCCAUGUAUCAGUUAUGGCACCUAUACCUUACAUCAGGCCUACCAUGUAUCCAUGUGGGCAAGGUAACGUAAUAUUAGAAGAAGCACGUCAUCCUUGUUUAGAAGUUCAGGAUUAUGUAGCAUUUAUUCCUAAUAAUGUUGAAAUGUUAAGAAAUUCAUCUGAAUUUCAAGUCGUUACUGGACCUAAUAUGGGUGGUAAAUCAACUUAUAUUCGUCAAGUAGGAGUGAUUGCAUUAAUGGCUCAAAUUGGAUGUUUUGUUCCCUGUACAAGUGCAAGCUUAUGUAUAUUUGACUCUAUCAUGGCACGUGUAGGUGCAGGUGAUAGUCAACUGAAAGGUGUAUCUACUUUUAUGGCAGAAAUGCUGGAGACGAGUACUAUUUUGAAAGCAGCUUCACGUAAUUCAUUAGUUAUCAUUGAUGAAUUAGGUAGAGGCACGAGCACAUACGAUGGUCUUGGUUUAGCUUGGGCUAUUUCAGAAUACAUUGCAACAAAGAUACGCGCCUUUUGCUUAUUUGCAACUCAUUUUCAUGAAUUGACAACAUUGAAUGAAACUGUUCCUCAUGUCAAAAAUCUUCAUGUUACUGUUCAUAUAGGUGAUGAUCAUGAAGUCACUUUAUUAUAUAAAGUGAAUGAAGGUGUAGGAGAUCGCAGUUUCGGUAUUCAUGUAGCAGAAUUAGCGAAUUUCCCACCAUCAGUUAUAAAUCUUGCCAAGCGUAAAGCGAAUGAAUUAGACGAAGAAGCUGAUUUCUUUAAUAGUAGGUUUAAUAAGCAAAACAAGAUUGAGCCACAACAAGAUGGUAAUGAACUUAUAAAAAACAUGACAAAAGAAUUGGCAAUUGCAAAUCAAAAUGAAGACAAAGAUACAUUAGAAGAAAAGAUUCAGUCCAUUAAAGAAAAAUAUUCAGAUGCUAUAGAACAAAAUUUAUAUUUAAAACAAAUCUUAGAAACAGAUAAUCCAUCUAAUUGUGAUGACAAGAUGGAAGAAUAA